Aspergillus nidulans FGSC A4 is the source of this 1650-nucleotide messenger RNA. RefSeq names its product SUMO ligase MMS21. The transcript has 2 exons. Bases 142 to 1650 code for a protein of 502 amino acids. The record is from RefSeq and is a predicted model, not a curated record. Gene Ontology annotation, biological process: protein sumoylation; double-strand break repair via homologous recombination. NCBI's taxonomy places the organism in Eukaryota, Fungi, Ascomycota, Eurotiomycetes, Eurotiales, Aspergillaceae. Gene Ontology annotation, cellular component: nucleus; Smc5-Smc6 complex. Gene Ontology annotation, molecular function: SUMO transferase activity; zinc ion binding.
GGACGCCGACCCAAAACCAAGGGGCUCAGUGGUAAUACUCUCAUUCAGUGAGCCUACCUAGCGACAAGGCUGGACUUCCUCUAUAACUUCAGAUUCACAGACCUGUCAUACCAUACAGCCAGCCUAAGGCAGAUCGAGAGAAUGCUCGCGACGCCAGGCUCAUCUCACCUGCACAAUCCCGCUUCGAGUUCUAGCCACAGAAACCGAGGCGGAAGCACAGCGGCGGCGACACCCAGCCGAUCAGGAACACCCCCCCUCCCACAAUAUGAGCCGCCUAUAGCCCCUCUCACCGACACAGGCCGACAAGCGCUCCUUGCCCUCCUCCGCGCGCAGAACUUGCGACAACUCAAAACUCAUAUUGGGCACGUCGAGACCAAACUUACGGAUGCUGCGGGCGAGGUUAAUGAGCGGUUGACGGAUGCGAAGGUUCGGGCCAAAAAGAGAGCGGAGAGGGAGAAGGAGAAGGGUAAAGAGGCUAGCCGGUUUACUACGGGGAAUGAGGAUGGCGAUGGCGGUGAAAAUAGUGUCGGGGAGGAGGCGGAUGAAGCGGCGGAGCUGAGGGAGUUAGAGGAGAGUGUUGAGGCUGUUACAAGGCGGUUGGACAAGAAUAUGCGGAGGGCGAUUGAUUCGGCAGUUAGGGUUGAUGGGUUGGGAGAGGUGCUUGGGAAAUUGCAGGUCGAGACGGAGACGAGUGCAAAUGCGAGCAGUCAACGUCAGAGACAGAGGCGGCGGAGACGUGCUGAGGUAGAAGAGGAAGACGAAGAGGAAGACGACUUGUAUGAGGCUACGCCUGAGCCGGAGGUGGAUGGGGAGGUGCUGUCGUUGAGAGAAAAGCUUGAGAGGGCAAUGGCUGAAGAUCAAGCUAAAUGGAACGAGAUGACACUGACGGAGCGCUACUCCAAACACAACGACUACGUCGGCUUCUACCGCAUCAUCCAUGAAGCCAAAAACCCAGGCGAAGACAUGCCCCCGCUUCCGCACGCCUCUACCUGGUUCGCGCAUCUCGAAGAACCCAACAUUUCUUCAGGAUCAUCCAGCGAUGCCGCUCCUUCACGAAAUACCCGCCGAAUGCCUCGCAACCCCUCUCCGGCCUCUGAUUCAGAUGACCUCGCCAUUGAACGCGAGCGCAUCUCUCUCAGAUGUCCUCUUACCCUCGUUCCCUUCCGUGACCCAGUUACUAGCACAAAAUGCCCGCACAGCUUCGAACGGGAAGCCAUAACCUCCAUGAUUGACCAGAGCGCCAUGACCGUCCCAGCCGCAGCGUCAAGAUCUGGCCGCGGCGGCCGUCGUAUCCGCGCCGUGCAGUGCCCCGUUUGUUCAGAAGUGUUGACGAACAAUGACCUCCGCGAGGAUCCCGUGCUGCUCCGGCGCGUACGUCGUGAUGAGGCGCGACGAAGACGGGAGCUUGAGGAGGAGGAAGAGGCGGAGCUUGUUCUUUCAGGACGAAAGAAGAUUCGGCAAAGUGGGAUUACGCUUGGGAGUGAUGAUGAGGAUGAUGGUGGUGAAAGUGAAAGCUGUAACAGAGCUAUAAUGCACAUUGACCAAGUCCGGAUCAAACAAGAGAGGGCAAGAUCGCGUGGUGUUACUGAGGUUGAGAAUCAUGAGCAGGAGGAGCAAACUACAGCGACGGAGAGCGAAACACAGGAUUAG